Nicrophorus vespilloides is the source of this 1327-nucleotide messenger RNA. Its product is annotated as homeobox protein OTX2-B-like. Gene Ontology annotation, molecular function: DNA-binding transcription factor activity, RNA polymerase II-specific; RNA polymerase II cis-regulatory region sequence-specific DNA binding. The record is from RefSeq and is a predicted model, not a curated record. Gene Ontology annotation, cellular component: nucleus. The transcript has 3 exons. Lineage: Eukaryota; Metazoa; Arthropoda; Insecta; Coleoptera; Silphidae. Bases 45 to 1103 code for a protein of 352 amino acids. Gene Ontology annotation, biological process: regulation of transcription by RNA polymerase II.
GCCCGGACGACAAGGCGCCCGGAGCCGUGGACAACAGUCUCCUGAUGGCUGGGUACGGUCUGAAGACGGGUCCGCAUUUCCCGGGUCACCAUAGUGUCAUCCCUCCUAUGGCGAUGGCUCCCUUGGGUCCGUUUGGACUCACCCAUAUCGACCAUGUUUCACCGUAUCAGCAAGUUUGUACCUAUUUUGCAGGUGUGAACCCGAGGAAGCAGCGCAGAGAGCGGACCACAUUCUCGAGGGCGCAGCUCGAUGUUCUGGAGACGCUUUUUGCGAAGACCCGUUACCCGGACAUCUUCAUGCGCGAAGAGGUGGCGUUGAAAAUCAGCCUGCCCGAAUCCAGAGUUCAGGUGUGGUUUAAAAAUAGACGUGCAAAAUGCAGGCAACAAUUGCAACAAAACCAGCAGCAGCGUCAGCAACAGCAACAGCAGCAACAGGGGAGACAGAAUAGAAAUCAGCAGCAACAACAGCAGAAUGAGGUGGCUCAGGUAGCUGCUCAGCAGAGGGUAGCGAACCCUCCAAGGGUAUCAUCUCCGGUGGUGCAUCAUCAGCCAGCCCCGGUGGUGGCACCUCCUCCUGUUGCCGCGGCCGUGGUGCCUCCGCCGGUGGUGGCCCCGCAGGUCCCCCUCAUCCCGCUACCCGCCGCCUCUGCCUCUCCGCCAGUGUACGUGAAGCGCGAGUCGCCCCAGGUCGCCCACUACCGUCAGAAUUCUAUGGGCGGAAGCAGCACUAGCAGCGUCGCGACGCCCUCGCCACCGGUGACCCCGGGUACCGGUUCCUUCGCCUAUCAACAGGACUACAACGCAUACGGCUGGCAUAACGGUCACAACGGCCAACAUACCGCCUCCCCCCAUCACCACCAUUACUACGGGGCACAGAACUACAACCAUCCCGGAACCGCCGCUGCCGCCGCCGCCGCCUAUUACCCAGUAGAAUAUUUCAACCAUCAAGCGGCCGCCGCCGCUGCCGUUGCUCAGCAACCGCAAAACCACGUCGCCCCCGCCGGAUACCACCACCAGAUGGCCGGAUACGCCGCCCCCGCCGGAUACCACCACCAUCAGAACUUCCAAGCGCGCCACGCUCAAGAUUAUAACCAGAUGGUUUAAAAGGGGAAAUGAAUGAUUUGCAAUAACGUUGUCCCCCCAGCUCGAUCAUUUGAAACGAAGCAAAACGUAAGUGUGUUAUUUAGUUUUUAAGAAUUAUUGCAGUCAAGUACAAAAUGAUGGGACAAAAAUAACGAGGAAAAGCUAACUUGUAUAUAAUACGCGACAAUCCAAUAAUUUCGAUCAUAUCAUUUUCACUCUAUCUCUCUGUGUAUAUAUCAUUUAAA